GCAAUAAUUUUAGAAAUGGAAUUUUGUUUUACCAUCUUACAGGAUAAGGAUGAUGGGAUCAGUAUGAAGAGUGGAGGAUUCAAAUAUCAGAACCGCAAGAAACUCAGUCAGCGGGAAUUAAAUGCAAUGCAUCCAACACAAAGGAGCAAAUAUUUAGCAUAUGAAAACCCACCAAAAGAAGCAACAGAAGCCAUCGCAAGCUCCAAGAAGAGAGUACAGGAUAAAAGCAAGAAACAUCUUGAAGAUUCUAGGAGAGAAAAUGAGGUUGAUAUUGAGAAAGAUAAACACAAUCAAUUAAUAGGGCAACUCAAAGCUGCUGAGGCUAGGAAUAGAUUACGAGUGAUGAGAUUAAGAUAUCAAGCCAACAGGGUAAGUUUGCAUUUUGUUUGGAUCAUAUUUAUGGUCUAUCGCUUUUCCACUUUUCUGAGCCAACCAUAAGGGGUGCACAAUAUC
Messenger RNA from Lytechinus pictus (painted urchin), 453 nucleotides. Its product is annotated as protein LKAAEAR1-like. The record is from RefSeq and is a predicted model, not a curated record. The coding region runs from base 16 to 438 and encodes 140 amino acids. The transcript has 3 exons. NCBI's taxonomy places the organism in Eukaryota, Metazoa, Echinodermata, Echinoidea, Temnopleuroida, Toxopneustidae.